This is a messenger RNA of Klebsormidium nitens, 4564 nucleotides long. NCBI's taxonomy places the organism in Eukaryota, Viridiplantae, Streptophyta, Klebsormidiophyceae, Klebsormidiales, Klebsormidiaceae. The record is from the annotation of a GenBank genome assembly.
UGCUCAAGCCUCAAGGCCAAGGCGGACAGACUGAGAUACCAACCAACGGGCAGUCUUGGCCAGGUGCAAAUGCCAAGCACCUUGAGGCAAAUGCGCAGCAGAUCACAUGGGGGACCUCUUGGAAGACAGGGUGGGGCGGCAGUGGAUGCACACGAUGCCCUAAACCACGGCAUCUUGUGUAGGGCCUAAAUUCGAUGGUCAUUGGAGACAAGUACUGCCUUAACUCUUUUCGGUAGACAGGAUGGGUAGUGACAAGACGCGCCCCACAAGCGCAGGGACAAUGAGACCUGCGGAUUCUGAAGUUGACUCUCAAAGGAGCGGCAAGAGCAAUCCUGGAAAAAGGAAGCGGAACGACUGGUCAGCGGCGAGCCAAGGCACGAAGCCGAUCACCAGCUUCUUUGGGGGCCCUGCAAGAAACAAUGGCGCACCGGGCCCUGAAUCUUCAUCAGCAGCAGGCAAAGUCUCAGCAGGAGCAGGGACCGGGACUUCUGAGAAUGCAGGUGCAGAAGCGUCUGGCCAAGAGUCUGAGCAGCUGCUGGGAGGCAAGAGCAGAGCUGCAUCCCCCCAUGGCAAAGUGAAGGAGGAAAGUGGGAGGGGUUCAGGUGCCAAGGCCAUAAGUAAGGUGGGGAGGGGCCCCAAGCUCCUGCCUGGCCAGAUGCGGCUCUCAGUUGCACACAGGCUCCCAUUCGUGCCCCCCCGCAGAAUUGCUGGUGGGGCUCCGGAGAGUGCCACGAAUGCAGACCUCCACUGGAACCUGCAGCGUCCGCCACCUGCCCCAAAAGAGGCAGGUCCGCCAGCCACUGAGGGUGCGCAAGGUGCCACCAUCCCGACUGCCGAACAAGAUGGAGAUGCUGCGCAGGCAGGGGCGAAAAGCGUAAGGAGAGAGAGUAAGGAAAAGGAGGAGGGGGGUGGUGGAAAGAGAGUCAAAUGUGCGACCACAUAUCAAGCUGUCGGGGGCUUCGCCACAGGACACGUCCAGACUGUCCGAACGUCCUUCGACCUGUCCGACCAUUUUGAACAGGCCGAUGAUGCUGAGGGCAGCAGCUUCAUGGCGGCCAAUGUGCGCCGAGGGCUUGAAAACCUGAGCGGCCGAACGGGGGGGAUGCCGCUAGUUGAAGAGGAGCCUGUAGAAGCAGGGCAGGCACCCCCCCGGAGAACUGAUGCUGCAGAGGCAGGGCCUAGCAACUGGCAGGCAUUGGGAGCUCAAAGUAGAUCAGAUGGUCCAGCUGAGAUCAACGGGGGAAGAGUUGGUGAACAAGCGGGGGGGGUGAGCGGUAUGGUGCAGGGGGGAAAUAUGGGGGAAGGAGUUCCACGGGAGCCUCGGCCAGCACCGCCUGUGCUCAGUGAGGAGCAGCGCAGGGCUGCGACAAGUGCUUUCAACACACCGCUCAUGAUCAUUGCAGGGGCCGGAACCGGCAAAACACAGACGAUGGCAGUGCGUGUCGUGGAGAUGAUUCGCCAGGGCAUACCGCCAGGAAACAUCCUUGCCUUGUCCUUUACUAACAAAGCAGCAGCGGAGCUCGAGGAGCGCAUUGGAAGGAUAUACUGGGGUUCCCGGGCGCAGGACAAACCCCCGGUAGACUUGAGCAAACUCACAGUGUCGACCUUUCACUCCCUUGGCCUGCGGUGGGUGCGCAUCUUCCACCGCGCGCUCGGCUUUGAGAAGAUGCCGGCGGUCUACGAGAAGCGGCAAAAGGAGUUUACGGUGGCCCAGUGCCUCGAGCAAUACAAACGAGAUGAAGACCGCAAGAAGGCGUGCGGUUACCUUAAAAUGCGUGGAGACGCACCCUGGCAGCGCAUCUUCGACAAGUGGAGAGAGACUUCCCCCGACAGCUACCGCCAGUGCGAAGACGCCGUGCGCAAGAAGCUCGAGGAGAACAGGCGGAAACGGAAGAAGAAGCAGGACACCGAGGCGAAACAGAAACAAAAAGUAGCUCGCACAGACGAGGGCGGAAGCGGCAGGGGCAGGGGCAGAGGCAGAGGGGGCCGCGGCAGGGGGGGUGCUGGGGGGAGGGGGCGGGGAGCAGGCCCUCAGGAGGAGCGUCCCGAGAGUAGCGACAGGGGGGGGGCUUGUGAGCAGGGAGCAGAGCCGAACGGUAGUGUCGACGUGGAAGAGAGUGACGUCACCAUGUGGGAGAAUGAGCUGGCGGACGCAGUGUUCCACGAGAUCUGGUUGUGGGAGUUGAGGAAGAAUGUGAAGCAUAAGGAGGGGACAGAGAAAAGCGCAUGGGAGGCGCGGUGGAAGGGAGUGCCCAAAGCGAAGUACAUCGUGAAGGAUAUUGAGCGCGCCAAGACGUACGGCCACACGGCGCACGAAUACCCGCAAGGGGUGGCGGCAUGGUCGGACGUGUUUCACAUGUACGAGAAGAAGAUGCGCGAGGCGAACGCGGUCGACUUCGACGACAUGCUGCGGCUGCUGGCGCUGCUGCUGGACGGGCGGACGUGCCGCGCGGCCAAGCGGCGCUUCCAGGCGCAGUUCAAGUACGUGCUCGUGGACGAGUGCCAGGACACCAACUCCGUCCAGAGCAAAAUCGUCCAGAGCUUCUACGAGUCGAUGCCCGAAAGCAGCAUCACCGUCGUAGGCGAUGACGACCAGUCCAUCUACGGCUUCCGUGGUGCCAACAGCAUGGCCUUCACGCUGUUCAUGGACCACUAUUUCGGCGUGGAGCGGUCGCUGCUGCAGGAGAACUACCGGUCGACGGCCAACAUUCUGAAAGUGGGCGGCGCAGUCAUCCGCGACAACGUGCAGCGCGUGGUGCACAAGACGCUGCGGCCCACCAAGGCGCAGGGCGACCCGGUCCUGGUCGUGCAGGCCGGCACAGAGGAGGACGAAGCUGCCUGGGUCGCCAACAAAAUCGCAGAGACGAUGGCCGAGGAGGGCAACACGCGGCGCUUCCGCGACUUUGCGCUGCUGCUGCGCAACUUCCGCUUCGGCAAGCAGGGCUCCGUCAGCACGGUGUUCCAGCAGGCGCUCCAGCGGAGACGGAUUCCGUACAAGCUCACGGGCGGGCAGAGCAUCUACGAGCGGAAAGAAAUUCUGGACGUCAUGGCUUAUUUGGAGCUUAUUCUAGACGGGGAUAACGACGCCGCGUUCGAGCGGGUGUGCAAUAAGCCCCCCCGGGGGAUGAACCCGGCCAAGGACAAGUCGCAGACCAUGACUGUGAUCCGGGCGGUAAAAGGGCAACUGGAGAACCGGGGAGAGCGCGCGAGUCUGAUGGCCUCGACUAACGAGGCGCUCCGGCGGGGCGAUCUGGACGGUGCGAGCGCGGGCAAAGCGCGGAGGUUCGCUGACGUCAUCGAGGAGCUCCGGGACUUCGCCACGUGGCACUCGGUUGUGGAGACGACGCGCGAGGUGCUGAGGCGGACGGGGUACGCGGAGUACGCGAGGAAGGAGCGGGAGAACGAGCGGAAACGGAAACGGAAGCAGGCGGGGCGGCGCGGGGAGAGGGAGGAGAGCUUUGAUUCGGACGAUGAGGACGCGUUGGAGGGGGGAAAAGAUGCAGAUCCGGACACAGAAGCGGUGCUUUCGGACGAGGAAGAUGCGGACGAAGCGAUGGAGACGGAAGGGGGAAAAGAGACGGCGGGAGAGCAGAGAGACAGACCUGGGGAAGGAGAAGCGAAGCCGAAAGAGGAGGCAGAUGAGACAGGACGAGCGGAAGCGGAAAAUGGAGAGGGCGGAACGGAGAAGGCGGAAGAGGAAGCGGGGCACGGAGAAGAGGCGGCCGAAGCGGAGGAGAAAAAGGAGUUGGGGGAAGUGCUGUUCGGGUUUGUAAGGGAGGCAGAGCACUUUGGGAGGCAGUGGUCGGCGGGAGUGCCCCCGGACGUUGCCGAAGCUAUCCCGAGCUUGUACACGCUGUGCCAAAUGAAGAUAUGCGAGUACACCCAGGCCGGUUACUACGACUGCCAGGAUGUGCGCGCGGGGGUCGCAGAGGGAAUGGCAGAUGACAUCUUUGCGACGCAGCGGUUGGGCCUGUCGGUGCUGCGGGAUUUCGGGAGCGCCAUUGCGCUGCAAAAGGAAGAGAACGCCGCGGCCGAGGGAGAACGGGACGCCGUCACCAUCAGCACGAUACACCGGGCAAAGGGCCUGGAGUGGCCGGUCGUGUUCGUCCCCCGGUGGAACGAAGGCUUCUUCCCGACCCAGUUCCGGGAGCAGGCCCUCCCCCUCCCCCCGGGCGCUCCCCAGCCCCCCGGCAAGGACGAGCUGGGCCACAUCGAAGAGGAGCGGCGGCUGGCGCACGUCGCCUGCACUCGCGCCAAAGACCAGCUGUUCAUAUCGUACAUACGCAUCCUGGCCAAGUUCAAGACGCCCGAGGAGCUGGAGAAGUCGUCGUUUCCGCUGCCCGAGGACCCGGCAGUCUGCCAUGAAAUCGUGCUUGAGGAGAGUGAAGAGGAGGCUGCUGCAAGAGACCGCGUAAACGCGACCCGCCCCAACUUCGUGGGGUUCAGGUUUGCAGGGGGCUUCGUUUAGACACCUGGCAGGCCUUCUCGAUACUCGUUGAAAUGAUUAUAGCCUCUAAACUAUCAGUCUGCUUGUCAAUUAGUAAGAUAGCUAUCAGUGCUGUGC